Messenger RNA from Suricata suricatta (meerkat), 4861 nucleotides. RefSeq names its product Ras and Rab interactor 1 (gene RIN1). Gene Ontology annotation, molecular function: guanyl-nucleotide exchange factor activity; small GTPase binding. Lineage: Eukaryota; Metazoa; Chordata; Mammalia; Carnivora; Herpestidae. Gene Ontology annotation, biological process: vesicle-mediated transport; signal transduction. Gene Ontology annotation, cellular component: endocytic vesicle; cytosol. The record is from RefSeq and is a predicted model, not a curated record. The transcript is spliced from 10 exons. The coding region runs from base 960 to 3335 and encodes 791 amino acids.
AGUCGGGCAGUCUCUUCUAAGGUCCCUGGUACCUUCUCUCACCAUGGCAGGAGCCUACCUGCUCUGAGUCGCGGUAUAGAGAGGGUAAGAGGGGACUCUCCACAAUACCCCCCAGAGGUGGGGGACUGGGCCCUGGAAGGCCAAGGGCUCGUGAGCAAAGCCCGAAGCAACAUGUGGCAUGGGCAGACCACGUGUCUUGGGAGGGGAAGGGAGCUGCGUGCUCUGUGCUUGGAGACUGGGUCAUGUCUGCACCUGCCCCAGUCACUUGGCAGAUUGGUAAGGCGGCCUGCCAGGGCCUGUGUGCGUAGGAGGCAGCCGGCGGCAGCGCCGCGUGCUGACGACCUCACAGCCCCACUCCCCCCGUUAGCGACGAGUGCUGGAACCACCCCCAGAACCUCAGUUAAGCAAAGAGGUUAGUUUCCAUGGAGACACAGCAUCCUUUCCCCAUGGCAACCUAAAAUUCCAAAAUCCAAGUUAGGCUCCAGGAAUGAGUCAUCUGUGACCGGUAGGGGGUGCUCUCCCACAGGGCUGACCCCAAGACCACGCACAGAUGAGCAAUUGACCACAGACUUAAAGGUGCUCCAAGGGUGAGACUUGGGCCUGUGGGGGACCCAGAAGGGCCCCGCUUAACCCCUUCCCGCCUGCCUGUGUGGUUUGAGGAGGCUGGCAAGGCUUCAGGAUGCACUGUGCGGAGGUGGCAGCCCGCAGCUGGGGCUCUCAGAGUGGCACUUGUAUGGAAGGGAUUCCUGUUUCCCAAGGCUGGGCCCAGAACAGAGAGGAAGUGGGCACUGUCCAGGCUGAGUGGACACCCAAGAGUUAACUGGCGGGGCGUGACAGGGCGAUCCGCCCUCAGGAAGUGUUACUCACCACCGGGAAUGUGAGCGCGCUCUUGCCUCAGGGGCUGGAUUGUCUUCCUGAGUCCUGGGAGAAACCGGGAGAAACCGAAGGAGCUCCCAGCCAUGGAGACCCCUGGGGAGCCAGAAGCAGGCCCUCUCGGAGCCCCCAGCCUGUCCAACUUCGCACCUGGGCACCCGGAGAGAGAAAAGCCAGCCUGGGACCCACCCUAUGACGUGCCUGGGGCCAGCGGGGGGCCGGCAGGUGGACCCCAGCGGCCAGGGCGCACGGUGAGCCUGCGGGAGCGCUUGCUGCUCACACGGCCCGUGUGGCUGCAGCUGCGGGCCAACGCGGCGGCUGCGUUGCACGUGCUGAGGACUGAGCCCCCGGGGACGUUCCUGGUGCGGAAAUCUAACACUCGUGGGUGCCAAGCCCUGUGCGUGAGGCUGCCCGAGGCCAGCGGCCCCUCCUUUGUCUCUAGCCAUUACAUCCAGGAGAGCCCUGGGGGCAUCUCCCUGGAGGGCUCAGAGCUCAUGUUCCCAGACCUGGUCCAGCUCAUCUGUGCCUACUGCCAUACCCGGGACAUCCUUCUGAUCCCACUCCAGCUCCCCAGAGCCAUCUGCCAGGCAGCCACCCACAAGGAACUGGAAGCCAUCUCCCAUCUGGGCAUUGAGUUCUGGAGCUCCUCUCUCAAUGCCAAGGCUCAGCCGGGCCCUCCUGAAGGCCCACUGCUGCCCAGGCUGAAGCCCCGGUCCCCGCAGGAGCUGGACCAGGGCACAGGAGCUGCCCUGUGCUUCUUCAAUCCCCUGUUCCCAGGGGACCUGGGCCCCACCAAGCGGGAGAAAUUCAAGAGGAGCUUCAAAGUGCGUGUGUCCACAGAGACCUCCAGCCCUCUGUCCCCACCUGCCGUGCCACCUCCCCCGGUCCCUGUGCCGCCGGGAGCAGCCCCCAGCCAGACAGAAAGGUUACCCCCUCACCAGCUGCUGCGGAGGGAGAGCUCCGUGGGGUACCGUGUGCCAGGGAGUGCCAGCCCCAGCCUCCCACCCCUGCCCUCCCUCCAGGAGGUAGACUGUGGCUCCCCCAGCAGCUCAGAAGAAGAGGGGGUGCCAGGGUCCCAGGGAAGCCCAGCCACCUCACCCCACCUGGGCCACCGCCGCCGAAGGCCCCUGCUUCGGUCCAUGAGCGCUGCCUUCUGCUCCCUGCUGGCACCGGAGCGGCAGGUGAGCCGGGCUGCUGGGGCGCUGGUGCAGGACCGCCACACGGCUGUUGGCCAGCUGGUGCAGGACCUACUGACCCAGGUGCGGGCUGGCCCUGAGCCCGGGGAGCUGCAAGGUAUCCGGGAGGCACUGAGCCGGGCUCGAGCCAUGCUAAGCGGGGAGCUGGGCCCUGAGAAGCUGCUGCCACCUGAGAGACUGGAACACAUCUUGGAGAAGUCUCUGCAUCGCUCCGUGCUCAAGCCUCUCAGGCCCAUCCUGGCGGCCCGCCUGCGGCGCCGGCUUUCUGCCAAUGGCUCCCUGGGCCGCCUGGCUGAAGGCCUCCGCCUGGCUCGGUCCCAGGGCCCUGGAGCCUUCGGGUCCCACCUGAGCCUGCCCUCCCCGGGAGAGGUGGAGCAGGUGCGUCAGAAGCUGCUGCUGCUGCUCCGUGCCUACUCACCCAGUGCCCAGGUCAAGCGGCUCCUGCAGGCUUGCAAGCUGCUCUACACAGCCCUGAGGACUCAGGCCGGGGAGAGUGCGGGGGCAGACGAGUUCCUCCCGCUGCUGAGCCUCGUCCUGGCCCAGUGCGACCUUCCAGAGCUGCUGCUGGAGGCUGAGUACAUGUCCGAGCUGCUGGAGCCCGCCCUGCUCACUGGAGAGGGCGGUUACUACCUGACCAGCCUCUCGGCCAGCCUGGCCCUGCUGAGCGGCCUGGACCAGGCCCACACACAGCCCCGGAGCCCCUCGCAGGAGCUGCAGCGCUCCCUCAGCCUCUGGGAGCAGCGCCGCCCGCCCGCCACCCAUAGCUUCCAGCACCUCCUCCGAGUAGCCUAUCAGGACCCCAGCAGUGGCUGUACCUCCAAGACCCUGGCUGUGCCCCCAGGGGCCUCGGUGGCCACCCUGACCCAGCUCUGUGCUGCGAAGUUCCGAGUGGCCCAGCCGGAUGCGUUUGGCCUCUUCCUGUACCGGGAGCAGGGCUACCACCGCUUGUGGCCUGGAGCCCUGGCCCACAGGCUUCCCUCAGCCAGCUACCUCGUCUACCGCAGGGCCGAGCAGCCUGAGACCCAUGGGGCCUCACCCGGGGCUACAACAGAGAAGGGCAGUGGGGGGCUGGAGGUGCGGGGCAGGGAGGAGGAGGAAGGGGGUGGGGGAGAUGGGGUCAUCGAGGCCAAAGCCUAUCCUGGGGACAGCAGGGGACAGUCUGAGACAACUGCCCAGAGGGUGCAGGGAAGUAUGGGCCAGGCCAGGGGGGCCCCUGCCCAGCUGGGGGACCCAGAGGCCAAGGGAAGCAGAGCAGCGGAGGAGUAGUGGGGGGUGGCCAGAAGGGUCAUUUGGGACCGAAAACCCUGAGCUUUCUGGGAAGGCCUUUCAGAGCUGGCCAUCAGCCCCACCCCUCGCAGCCCUCCCCACCCCAGGCCGCUCCUGCGUCUGCCGCCAGCUCUGCGGUCACACCUGCUGGGAUGGUCCCUGGAGCAGCUGCAUCUGGAGCAGUGGAGUAAAGCUGAGGGGGAUUGAGGGGUCUUUCUCUCCCAGCUGGGGGUCAGCCAGCCUUCAGUGGUGAGUGUGCCCCACCUCUGGCAAAGGAAGGGAGCAUUCCGCAGGCAGCCUUUCCAGGCUGGGGGCUCCAAGGCCCUGAAAGGCUUCACCUACUCCUGGGAGCUCAGGCCCGCCCUAGCCUACUUGGGGGGCUGGCAGCUCCCAACUUCAGUGUCCUCACCUGUAAAGUGGAGGUGCCACUGUGCCCUGCCUUCUGCAGAAGUCCUCCAGGGAGCACGUGGACAGUUUUGCUCCAAAGCAGAGCUCAGCCUGGAAGGAAGGGUAGGGAAGGAGAUGGGAUGUUAGCAGUGCCCGCCUCCCAAGGGUCUGUUGUCUGCAUUCGCUGAAGGUCCUCAUCAGCUUGAGGGAGAUGCUGGAGAUCAGGCUCUGCCCAUGGAGCACCCAGGCCCCAGUCUUUCCUCCAGAUGAGAAAUCCUGCCAGGCACUCUUGUGUUCCAUGGGGAUUGGACAGGGGCAACGGACUUCCGAAAUGUAAGGGUAGUGCCCGGAAACCAUUUUCUCUGCACUUAACUCUUGGACUUCACAAGAGAUUUCCCUGGAGGCUGGGCAUGCCUUAUCACACACAGAGGCUUAGGAAAAUGACUCUGAGAUAUCACACACAGGCUCCAACUACGCCCUCUAUUGUAAAACACCAAUAAAUUAACCCUAAAGGUUACCCAAGGGCCCUUUAGGGAGUAACCUAAAGGACCCCAAGGAGUCCCAGAGCGGGGAGCAAAUCUGAGCAAAGACAAUGCCAGUAAUGACCACAAGGGGGUGCGGGUGGCCCCGGAAGUGACAGAGAGGGCAAUUUACAGGGGUGAGGGUGUCUCAGGGGCAACCUGGGGUCAGUACCGGGCUGUCAGUGCAGGCUCCCUUGGAGUCUGGGAUCUGGAUGAGACAAACUUCAUAGGGGUCACCCCCUGGGAAGGCACCAUCCCCUGGUGGAAGGGGGACCCCAGCCAGUCUCUGGGGCACUCCCUCAGGUGCUGAGCACAAAGAGAUAUCAGACCAACGCGUGUCAGGAAGUCACGGCAGCUGGAGGUAGGGAUCCUGGAUAUUGGGAUUUCAGAAAAUCCAGAUGUAGAUACCACCAAAUCUGGGUUCAGGGUUCUCAAAUUUCUCACUAGGCCACCAGCCACCCUUCCCUCUCCACUUCCACCCCCCCUCCCCACUCCAGGCUUCUUGCUGGUAGGAAGUCUCCCCUCUUUCCUUUUGUACGCCCUCUCUCCUUAUUCCAAGCCCACCCCAGUGCCUUGAACCUGGGCACCCCAGAGGCUCCCAAUAAAUAUUGUCCCUGA